CUCGUCAUUUGUUGAUUAACUCCUCUGCCUUACAACUGUGUUUCGAUUAAUAGCCAGUUUAUAAAGUACGUGAUUAUUCAAUUUUACAUUCAUUUGUAUCUUUUAUUUUAGUUCGUUCUGCUGAUAUGUCAAGAGAUUGCGUCAUUGCGCGACUUGUGACGCGUUAUCAUUGCGUCCAGAACGCACACACAGGUCCUCUAUGUAUGGUACGAGUUGACAGCUGACUGCAAACAACAACAACAAACAACUUGUAACUGCAACAAAGUCCUCCAGCCUCCACCCAAUGCUCCAAACACCAUGAACACCGUGCAUAAACACUGGAAGGAGGCGUCGACCCUUAUCCUCGCUGCCGGGACAAAGUGCUCCUCCAGCCCGAGUAGGUCAUGGGGAGCUGCCUGCUGGAACCACAAGGUUUUGCUACUUAAACGGAGCACCCAGAGCCGCUUCAUGCCCGAAGCCUACGUGUUCCCGGGAGGGAUGGCCGAUCCGUCAGACUUCUGCAGCGAGUGGCUCGGUGUCUUCCACGCCUUCAGACACAAGCCCAACCUGGGGCUGGGGGUCGUGAAGCAGCCGGCGGAGACCAGACCUCCCAUGUUCGCCAUGGACCGGCGGGAGCUGGGCUCCCCUAUCCCUGGAGACGUCGCCUUCCGGAUCUGCGCCUUGAGGGAGACCUUCGAGGAGUGCGGGGUCCUCCUUGUCGUUCCCAAACGGAAGGAGAUGGACGUGUUAAGGUCCGCGGAACACAUAGGUGACCAUCCGCCCGAUUUACCCGCAGGUCUGACGCAAGUAACCGACAUCUGCGACCGGACUAUUCUGACCCGAUGGAGGGCUCUGGUGAAUGAAAACCCUGCAAACUUUAUUAAGAUGUGUCAGGAACUGGAGCUGAUGCCCAACAUCUGGGCUCUGCAUGAGUGGGGUAACUGGCUGACGCCUACGGCAAGAACCGGGAAUCGAUACGACACUGCCUUCUACAUCUGCUGUUUGUCGGAUGUCCCGUUCACCGUUCAAGAUGAUAAGGAGAUCGUACACAUUAAGUGGGCGACGCCCCCAGAGGUGCUCCACAGCUACAGGGCCAAGGAGAUGUGGAUCGCUCCGCCGCAGUUCUACGAGCUGAGCCGUUUGUGUCACUACCCGUCGCUGAGCGAGCUGCACACGUUCGCCAGCCAGCGCUCUCAGGAGGGCUGUGAGCACUGGCUCCCUGUAGUGCUAAAGACAGACACCGAGCUACUCAGCCUGCUACCUGGAGACGAGCUGUAUCCAGAGACGGAGACCUCCACACAGACCCCGGGCUCCACAAUGCGGACAGACCCUGGGCUGGGGGGUGUUGGGGCGGUGGAGACGGGCCUCCACCGCUUAGUCUUACAGGACGCCUACAGCACUUUGGCCCAGAUCUCCAUCACCCCCAAAUACAAACACCUCUCUCCCCUCCCUGUCCCGGCACCCCAGGACCCCAGUGAACUCAAAGACGACACCACGAGUAACCAUUAACCUUUAACCGAAUCUCUUGUCUAUAUUAUUUGAACUCUGAUUAAUGUCCUCCAUCGCAAUAAAGAACAGAGAUCAUCAAGUUCCAGAUGCUGAUGAUCAGCUUUCUAAUCAACAGAUCAGUUGAAAAAUGAGGCCUCAAUUGCUAUGAAGCUAAGCCAAACUAGCAGAUCAUUUUCUGCUUCUACUCCUGAUUUUUUUUUUUACUCUGUUCUUAGUCUGUUUGAGGGACUGGAGUUUGAGUGGUUUUUAAAUGUUCUAAUCAUAUGUUACAUGUAUUAACAUGAUGUUAAUAUUUUAUUUAUACCAAUAAUUGUAUAUAUAUAUAUAUAUAUAUAUAUAUAUAUAUAUAUAUAUAUAUAUAUAUAUAUAUAUAUAUAUAUAUAUAUAGCUCACCAUUUACAUUCGUGUUCUGUAGCACUAUCUGCUGGUCAGAUAUUCUCAGUGCAGCUUGCGGACCGGCAUUUGCGCUGACGAUAUCCGACCUGACGGGAACUUUGGUCAUACAAUUCGACACAUUUUUCCACCUCGACGACCAGUCUCUCAUCGUCCAUUCUCGUAAUUGUUUAUCACAAACGAAAGAGGGCGACAUCUAGUGGUGAGGGGUAGAUAUGGAGGUGCCUACGGGACCCGGGAUGUACAAAUCAGCUUUUACAAAGCGCUUUUUCAGGGGCGGCGACGCUCGGAAAUAGAACAUUGUCUCGAAGAGUAGUUGGGCGGCGCGGCGCGGAACGCUGCCGCGUGUCUAGUCGGCGCCGGUGUGGGCUAGUACACCCGGAAUAAUGGGGGCAGACUUUUUGACGCGACGCUGCGGCGCCGGUGUGUGGAGGCCUUUAUAAGUUUCCUCCGUUCUGGCUCGGUCGGUCCUUGUGAUUUUGGUACUGGUUUUCUGUCCAAACCAUAUAAUCGCACAUUUUCUAAUCUUCCAUACGCUACACUAAUCCCUUUACAGAUUUCAUGAUACUUACUUUAUUCUAAUAAAUAACUUUAUCCCUUA
Gadus macrocephalus (Pacific cod) is the source of this 2482-nucleotide messenger RNA. It is a transcript of the gene nudt19, whose product is annotated as nudix (nucleoside diphosphate linked moiety X)-type motif 19. The record is from RefSeq and is a predicted model, not a curated record. Gene Ontology annotation, cellular component: mitochondrion. The transcript has 3 exons. Gene Ontology annotation, molecular function: hydrolase activity, acting on acid anhydrides, in phosphorus-containing anhydrides. Bases 298 to 1488 code for a protein of 396 amino acids. NCBI's taxonomy places the organism in Eukaryota, Metazoa, Chordata, Actinopteri, Gadiformes, Gadidae.